GGGAAGCAGCGAAAGGUGUACAAGGUUGCGCUAACAGGAGGGCCGUGUGCUGGGAAGACAAGCUCGCUGACCAGCAUCGCCGACUACUUCAGAGGGCUGGGAUGGCGAGUGUACGUGGCUAAGGAGUCAGCAUCGAUCGUGCUAGGAGGAGGAGUCAACUUUGCCAACCUCAACUCGGAGCAGAUCUUUGAGGUGCAGCUCGCGAUUGUGAGGAAUAUGAUGACGCUGGAAAGCUCGUACGAGGCCAUCUGCAUGGCGAGCGAUCAGGGGGAGAAGUGUAUGGUUGUGUGCGACCGAGGUAUCAUGGACGCGUCUGUCUACUGCGAUCAUGCCACAUGGAUGAGGGUGAUGGAGAGCGUCGGGUUGGAUCACUCGAGCGCGUGCGAUGCGAGGUAUGAUGGGGUCUUGCACUUGGUUACAGCAGCUGAUGGAGCAGAAGAACAUUACAACUUGGUGAGAAGAUGGGUCAGGACGGAAACGGCGGACCAGGCGCGGCAUCUCGACAAGAAGACUCACUCAGCAUGGCGCUCGCACCCCUGGCUCACCUUCAUCGACAACUCCACCGACUUCAACAACAAGGUCAAGAGGGCAGUCGCCGCCAUCUGCGGCAUCGUCGGC
Molecule: messenger RNA, 618 nt
Organism: Guillardia theta CCMP2712
Lineage: Eukaryota; Cryptophyceae; Pyrenomonadales; Geminigeraceae
Exons: 3
Molecular function (GO): phosphatidic acid binding; phosphatidylinositol binding; GTP binding
Source: RefSeq, a predicted model, not a curated record